Molecule: messenger RNA, 3249 nt
Organism: Balaenoptera ricei (Rice's whale)
Lineage: Eukaryota; Metazoa; Chordata; Mammalia; Artiodactyla; Balaenopteridae
Gene: PDCD6IP
Product: programmed cell death 6 interacting protein
Exons: 18
Coding region: 133-2760 (875 amino acids)
Biological process (GO): mitotic cytokinesis
Cellular component (GO): endosome
Molecular function (GO): protein binding
Source: RefSeq, a predicted model, not a curated record
GGCCGGAUCUGAAACGCAGGCUGAGCGGACCUCUGUCAGCCAGUCGGUCCGCUUGUCCGGUACCCCGCGCGCCUCGGCCUUCGUCGCCGUCCCGCGGUCCCUUUGGCCCGAAGGGCGGCCGAGGCGCUCGCCAUGGCGACGUUCGUCUCAGUGCAGCUGAAGAAGACCUCGGAGGUGGACCUGGCCAAGCCGCUGGUGAAGUUCAUCCAGCAGACGUACCCGAGCGGCGGGGAGGAGCAGGCCCAGUACUGCCGCGCGGCGGAGGAGCUCAGCAAGCUGCGCCGCGCCGCGCUCGGCCGCCCGUUGGACAAGCACGAGGGCGCGCUCGAGACGCUGCUGAGAUACUAUGAUCAGAUCUGUUCCAUUGAACCCAAAUUCCCAUUUUCUGAAAACCAGAUCUGCUUGACAUUUACCUGGAAGGAUGCUUUUGAUAAAGGUUCACUUUUUGGAGGAUCUGUAAAAUUGGCUCUUGCAAGCCUAGGAUAUGAAAAGAGCUGUGUGUUGUUCAAUUGUGCAGCCUUAGCUAGCCAGAUUGCAGCGGAACAGAACCUGGAUAAUGAUGAAGGAUUGAAAAUCGCUGCUAAGCAUUAUCAGUUUGCUAGUGGUGCCUUUUUGCAUAUUAAAGAGACAGUUUUAUCUGCCUUGAAUAGAGAGCCUACUGUGGACAUAUCUCCAGAUACCGUUGGGACUCUCAGUCUUAUCAUGCUGGCACAGGCCCAAGAAGUAUUCUUUUUAAAAGCCACGAGAGAUAAAAUGAAAGAUGCUAUCAUAGCUAAAUUGGCUAAUCAGGCUGCAGAUUAUUUUGGUGAUGCUUUUAAACAGUGUCAGUACAAAGAUACUCUCCCCAAGUAUUUUUAUUUCCAGGAGGUGUUCCCUGUCUUGGCUGCAAAGCACUGUAUCAUGCAGGCCUAUGCUGAGUACCACCAGUCUAUCCUGGCAAAACAGCAGAAGAAAUUUGGAGAAGAGAUUGCAAGGUUACAGCAUGCGGCAGAAUUGAUUAAAACAGUGGCAUCUCGCUAUGAUGAAUACGUCAACGUGAAGGAAUUUUCUGACAAAAUCAACCGUGCCCUUACUGCAGCAAAGAAGGAUAAUGACUUCAUUUAUCAUGAUCGAGUUCCAGACCUUAAAGAUCUAGACCCUAUUGGCAAAGCCACACUUGUGAAAUCUACGCCAGUCAGUGUACCCAUCAGCCAGAAAUUCACCGAUCUGUUUGAGAAGAUGGUUCCUGUGUCAGUGCAGCAGUCUUUGGCUGCCUGUGGUCAGAGGAAAGCUGAUUUAGUUAACAGAUCAAUUGCUCAAAUGAGAGAAGCCACCACUUUGGCAAAUGGGGUGUUAGCUUCACUUAAUCUUCCAGCAGCAAUUGAAGAUAUAUCUGGAGAUACUGUACCUCAGUCUAUACUGACUAAGUCCACAUCUGUGAUUGAACAGGGAGGCAUCCAGACUGUUGAUCAGUUGAUCAAAGAGCUACCUGAACUUCUACAAAGAAAUAGAGAAAUCCUAGAUGAGUCACUAAGACUGUUGGAUGAAGAAGAAACAACUGACAAUGAUUUAAGAGCAAAAUUCAAGGAACGCUGGCAAAGGACGCCAUCCAAUGAACUCUAUAAGCCUUUAAGAGUAGAGGGAAGCAACUUCAGAACUGUUUUGGAUAAAGCUAUGCAAGCAGAUGGACAGGUGAAAGAGCGUUACCAGGCUCACCGGGACACCAUUGCACUUCUGUGUAAGCCAGAGCUGGAGCUGAAUGCUGCCAUCCCUUCUGCUAACCCAGCGAAGACCAUGCAGGGCAGCGAGGUUGUAAAUGUCUUAAAAUCCUUACUGACAAAUCUUGAUGAAGUAAAGAAGGAAAGAGAGGGGCUGGAGAAUGACCUGAAAUCAGUGAAUUUUGACAUGACCAGCAAAUUUUUGACUGCUCUGGCUCAAGAUGGUGUGAUAAAUGAAGAAGCUAUUUCUGUUACUGAACUGGAUCGAAUCUAUGGGGGUCUUACAGCUAAAGUCCAAGAAUCGCUAAAGAAACAAGAAGGACUUCUUAAAAAUAUUCAGGUCUCACACCAGGAAUUUUCAAAAAUGAAACAGUCUAACAAUGAAGCUAAUUUAAGAGAAGAAGUUUUGAAGAAUUUAGCUGUUGCGUAUGACAACUUUGUUGAACUUGUAGCUAAUUUGAAGGAGGGCACAAAGUUUUACAAUGAGCUGACUGAAAUACUCAUCAGGUUCCAGAACAAGUGCAGUGAUAUAGUGUUUGCACGGAAGACAGAGAGGGAUGAACUCUUAAAGGACUUGCAACAAAGCAUUGCCAGAGAACCUAGUGCUCCUUCAAUUCCUACACCUGCGUAUCAGUCCUCUCCAGCAGGGGGACACACGCCAACGCCUCCAACUCCAGCGCCAAGAACCAUGCCGCCUACUAAGCCCCAGCCCCCAGCCCGGCCUCCACCUCCUGUGCUUCCAACAAAUCGAACUCCUCCUGCUACUGCUCCAGCUCCAGCUCCAGCGAGCACUGGGACCACUGCACCAGCUCCAUCACAAACUCCUGGUUCAGCUCCGCCUCUGCAGGCCCAGGGACCCCCAUACCCCACCUAUCCAGGGUAUCCCGGGUAUUGCCAAAUGCCCAUGCCCAUGGGCUAUAAUCCUUACGCAUACGGCCAGUAUAAUAUGCCAUAUCCGCCAGUGUAUCACCAGAGCCCUGGACAGGCUCCAUACCCAGGACCCCAGCAGCCUUCAUACCCCUUCCCUCAGCCCCCACAGCAGCCUUACUAUCCACAGCAGUAGUGUGUCAGCUCAGAAGCUCAGCUGGUUCAGCUCAGAGGGGAAGAAAUACCAACCCUGCAAUAAGUGUACUAAACCCUACGCUCUGGUUAAUAUAACAUACUCUGAUGUACUGAAUGCAGUGUGUAGUUUCUGUCUGUGGCUAGAAGCUGUGCCCCAGUUCCACAUUUGAUUGCACAUGGGCCGUUUGCUGCUGUUGCAGUAUAAAGACUAAGUGUAAUAGGAUUUGAAAUAAAUUACAUUACAGUUCAUAAAAGUUGAAAAUGAGAAAUUAAACCCACAAGUGAAACGUUUGAAAUUAUUAUACUUAGUUCUACAUAAGACAUGAUUGGAACAUCGGAGGCUUACAAUGAUGGUUUCAGUACUGAUAUUCAAGAAAACUAAGUUAUCUUUCUCUUUUGGUUUAUUGAUUUGGUUUAAUUUUCAUUAUGCUAUUUUGCAUAAUCAAAACAUUGUAAAUCUUAUAAUUUAAAAAUAAAUUCCUUAAGAACA